AUGCGUGAAGAUAAAGAAAAUAUUGUUGUAAGAGUAGCACAAACUCCAGUAGCAAGAGGAGAUUUUUCAGAAAAAGCAGGGUAUAUAAGUAAUUUACAGAAACAAGAUGCGGUAGGAUUUUCAAGGACGUCAUUUGUUACUCCUCUUGGACCUCGCCAAAUUCUUGGAGGCAAAGACACAAAUGUUAAAAAUAUGGCUGUUUCUGUAUUAGGGGAAAAAUCGAGCUUAUUAAAUACUAAUCGGUUAAUUAAAAAUAAAUGUUUAUAUGCAACAUCUACAAAAAAAACAGAAAACAAAUCAAUUCAUAAAUCUUUACAUGAAAAAAAUACUAUUGUCAAUCCUUUUAAAUUAAAUGAGUCAACAUUAAUAGAAAAUUUUGAAAAAGUUUCGGAUCCAGAAUAUAUGCCUCCUAAACCAAAAUCAUUGGAGGAGAAUAUUCCUGGAUUUUCACCCGUCGACUUGUCAACAUUGCAAGUAUGGCCGCUUUAUAAAUCCUAUUUUAAUCGGCUAGACGAUCAAGGUCAAAGUGAAUUAGAAAAAAAUCAACAAGCUAUCCUUGGUGAAUCAUCUUGGAAAUUAAUUAAUUCUCCAGUUCAACCAUCAGAUAUUUGUAUUAAAAAACAACAAAAAUCUAUUACUAAAUUAUAUGGCUAUCAAAAACCAACUCUGUCUUUUCAACGUAAAUCUAAUACAAAUCUUUUAUCUAAUUUUACUCAAAAACCUGAUUUUAUUAAUCUUCAAAAACAAUUUGAUUUAUCUUUAAAUGAUUUUGGUUUAACACAAAACGAAAUCAAUCCUCUUGAUGAUUCUUUAAUCUUAGAGGAUCCUUUUCCUUUUGAAUUUUAAUUAUUUGCUUACUCAU
Molecule: messenger RNA, 862 nt
Organism: Pneumocystis murina B123
Lineage: Eukaryota; Fungi; Ascomycota; Pneumocystomycetes; Pneumocystales; Pneumocystaceae
Exons: 3
Coding region: 1-846 (281 amino acids)
Source: RefSeq, a predicted model, not a curated record